Nycticebus coucang (slow loris) is the source of this 2323-nucleotide messenger RNA. RefSeq names its product oligodendrocytic myelin paranodal and inner loop protein (gene OPALIN). Gene Ontology annotation, cellular component: plasma membrane; cell-cell contact zone. The record is from RefSeq and is a predicted model, not a curated record. The coding region runs from base 152 to 760 and encodes 202 amino acids. The transcript is spliced from 6 exons. NCBI's taxonomy places the organism in Eukaryota, Metazoa, Chordata, Mammalia, Primates, Lorisidae.
GGGAUGUGGCCAAGGAAGCAGCAUGGAAAGUAAAACCCUGGAAAAGGAAGGCAAAGUGGGCGGUGACGCGGCCCAUACGCAGUAGCCACAGAGCAGGAGCUCAUCUUUCUCGAGGGACAGGCUGAGGACUUGGCUACUCCCCUGACCAUACAUGGCUUGGCCAGGGCUCUCUUGGAGCCACCUCUCACCCUGCCUCCCCAGCUCUCUCAGCUGGUGUUCAUACAGAUGGGAGACACAAGCCAGUGAGAAAGGAGCUUGCCGAGCACAGUGUGUGGAGAAGGUUCUGGGGAAGCUGUCAGAAAUGAGUUUUUCCCUGAACUUCACACUGCCGGGGAACACGGUGAGUACAGCAGUCCCAGUCCCUGCUCACCAGACUUCCUCUCCUGUUACAGGUGGGAAAGAAGCAGACUGUGGGCCAUCUCUCGGAUUAGCAGCAGGCAUCCCAUCCAUAGUGGCCACAGCCCUGCUGGUGGCUCUGCUAUUCACAUGGAUUCACCGAAGAAGAAGUAGCACUGAAUCCAUGGAGGAAAGUGAAAGACCAUGUGAAAUUUCAGAAAUUGAUAAUAAUCCCAAGAUACCUGAGAAUCCUAGGCGAUCACCCACACGUGAGAUGAAUACCAUGGGAGCACAAGAAGCCCACAUAUAUGUGAAGACCGUGGCAGCAAGAGAGGAGCCCAUGCGUGACCCUUACCGCCCUACUGUAGAAAUGGAGAGGAGGAGGGGGCUGUGGUGGCUUAUACCCAGACUGAGCCUAGAGUGAUGUGGUUCAGGCCAGGAGCAGGCCUGGGGCUGAAACAGGCCCAGGUGGUGUUGGGCCCACUGAGCACGGCAGGCAAACGGUAAUCAGUUUGCCCCAGCAGGUAGAGGUGGGGAACCUGCGGCCUUCUGAUUUCAUGGUUGUUCUUUUAUCAGUACCAAGGAAGACAAGAAAAGCUUCAUAUUUCUCUGCAUCACCCCUUUAAUAAAAGGAUUUGUUCUGUAAAAUUUGGAUUCAGUUAAAAGGCCACAUUCAAGGAUCCAGAGGCCACUGUGGCCCCAAGCCCAUAGUCCCCCAACUAUGUGCAGGCAGCUCUUCUUCCUUUUUUCACACCUUUCCCCCUUUCUGCUGUUCCCCUGUUUCAUCCUUAAUACUAAUUACAUUUCCUUUGUGACUUUGGGUAAACUCCCUUCCUAGCAUGUGUCAGAUAUCCCAGCACCCACCUGGCCUCAAAGACACAUCAUUCAUUGCUCCCACUGUGUCUGUGAUCAGAGAGUGUUUAAGGAAGCCAGUUCUGCAACAGGCUGUGUGUGUGAGUGUGUGUGCGUGUGUGUGUUGAAAGAAAUGAUGGGCAAGGGAAAGCAAGAGUUGCUCCAAGAGAUUAUCAGAAAUGAGGGCUGUAUCCAUUCUGGGGGAAUGGAGAAAAGGCCCAAGUCCUUGGACUGUCAUGUGAAAAAACUGGUAGGAAGAGAGAUCAAAAGGACCCAGGCAGAUAAAGACAGGACUAAAGGAAUGGGCCAAAUGGCAACAUGCCUUCCAUCUAAGGGAAGCCCAUGGGUAGCUUCUGCUGGCUGUGGCCAGGCCUCCACCUUCACUCCCCUGAAGAUGCUUCCAGAUUGCUGGUUCCUGCAUACACAGCUACUGCCCCUGAGCAGGCCAGGCCUCCUGGUGGGAAAGCCUGGGUCCAGGGCAUCUUGGGGCCCAUCCACCAGCUCCAUGAGCCACACUGAUAUCCUAGAAAACAUUCCUUUCUCACAAAGAGCUUGUGAGUUCUCAGAAAUGUGCCCCUUUUCCCCGAAUAAUCAAGAAUGGGUUCUAUAAAAAAAAACUUUGUCACGUGUCAACACUUGCUCUUCAAAGGGCCUUGUGAAAUUCAAGUUUGUGCCAAGUUGCCUGGGUCUAGUCACCUUGACUAGCAGAUCUAUUUUUAAGCAGACAUGCCCAGUGAUCCUGAUGCUUACACUUGUCUCUCACACAUCAGAUAGAACACUAGAUUUACUGAAAACUCAGCUGUGGCCUUGGCUUUGAUACCUGUAGGUGUCAGCUCCAGGGCAGACUGUUGAGCACUCAGGGCCUCAAUUCUGUACUUGUAAAGAGCAAUUCUCAUCUUCCUACCCCACACAGGGGUUGUGAAGCUGGAUUGAAAUAUGCAUACGAAUAAGCCUUUAAAAUAAGGUGUGAUUUGUAUUUUGGAUUGCUUAUUUUAAUUCUACUUACAAUCGAUUGCUUAGAAUCUUUAUUUCAAAUUGUUUCUAUUAAACUAGCAAGGUUCAGUAUUUCUGUCAUUUAUUUCGGCUAUGAUGCACAAGAAUUUGUUUUGUAAUAAAAUGAAAAGUAAAAUGGCCA